Hordeum vulgare subsp. vulgare (domesticated barley) is the source of this 1378-nucleotide messenger RNA. Its product is annotated as BTB/POZ and MATH domain-containing protein 1-like. The coding region runs from base 162 to 1250 and encodes 362 amino acids. Gene Ontology annotation, biological process: protein ubiquitination. The transcript has a single exon. The record is from RefSeq and is a predicted model, not a curated record. Gene Ontology annotation, molecular function: protein binding. Lineage: Eukaryota; Viridiplantae; Streptophyta; Magnoliopsida; Poales; Poaceae.
ACUACCUCGACUUGACACUGCGAAGGAAGGCAAUACUUUUCUGCCUCCUCCGACGCCCCCAACUCUCACUCCCACCCUCCAGUCCUCUGCUCUGAGCUGAGACCACAAGCGCGGUUGUAUCGAGCAAGCUGCGUCGGGAGAGAUCGACCAGGUUCUUGGGCAUGUCGUCCAGCUCAUCCGCCUCCGCCAUCGUCGCCGACAAGGUAAGCGGGCACCACCUACUCAAGAUCGAUGGCUAUUUAGGCAUGAUGGGCCCGCCCAGCGGAGAGAGCGUGACGUCUUGCCCCUUCGCCGUCGGAGGCCAUCUCUGGCGAAUCAGUUGCUAUCCCAGCGGCUCUCACGAGUGGUACCGUAGCUACAUAUCCCUAGAGCUCGUCCUCGCCGAGGAAGUAGAGACUGGAGUGAGGGCAGUCGUCCAGUUUGCUCUCAUGCCGCAAGAGCAGGCGACCUUCUUCCGCAAGAACAAGCCAAGAAUUGUCAGAUCAGGUGAACACAAGUUCGCCAGCCAUGGUUCUUGGCGAUGUCCAAUGUUCGUCGAUAAGACGACAUUGACGAAAUCCAAGUACCUCAAGGACGAGUCCUUCACAAUCAGGUGCGACAUCCUCGUCUUCAAGAAGUCCCGCGCCCAAGAGGGGGCGGCCGAGCCCGAGACCGCCGCCCCGAGGUCCGUCUCCGUGCUGCCGUCCGACCUCAACCGCCACCUCGGCGGCCUCCUCGAGACCGGGAAGGGCGCCGACGUGGUGUUCGAGGUCGCAGGCCACAACUUCGCCGCGCACCGCUGGCUGCUCGCCGCCCGGUCGCCGGUCUUCAAUGCGGAGUUCUUUGGGGCAAUGAAGGGGAGCGACGUCGCCCCCGGAGCGGUCCGCAUCGGCGACAUGGAGGCGCCGGUGUUCAAGGCCUUCCUCAGCUUCAUGUACACCGAUUCGAUGCCGGAGAUGGCGAAGAAGGAGGAAGACGCCAUGUACCAGCAUCUCCUGGUGGCCGCGGACAGGUAUAACAUGGAGAGGCUCAAGUUGAUUUGCCAAGACAAGCUGUGCAGGUGCAGGAGAAUCGAUGGGAGCAGCGUGGCCAACGUGCUGGCAUUGGCCGAGCUUCACCACUGCAGCGAUCUCAAGGACGCGUGCUUGGAAUUUCUCAGCAUUCCUGCAAAUCUGAGGGAGGCCAUGGCCAAUGACGGCUUCGAGCAUCUUAGCGCAAGCUGCCCGUCUGUUGUCAAGGAGUUGAUUGCCAUGUGCAGCUCCGCACCUUAGCUUAGUAUCCAGUGAGACUGGAGGGGGUGCCUCAAGUCACUUCUUAGUUGCGCUAGUGAGUGUUGGAUGCUGGUUGCUGUUGUUCGAUCCUUUAAUUUGCUGCUCAUAUGGGAAUUUUUGUUUAAAAA